UGAGACGUAAGGCCGAAAAACAUCUACACGUAACGUCUGCUGUUUUUAUUAGAUACUUUAUUGAUCCCGUGAGGGAAAUUGCAAUUUACUGAGGUAAGAUUCAGAUCGACUAACAUAUAUCAGACAAUACGAAUUGUCCCCAUAUAUUUUGCUAUACGUAUUGGAAGUAAUUCCCUAACGGCGGUACUUGGAAUAGAUACCGUUACCUAUUUAGUUUCUGGAGACAUUUAUAGCGAAAUGCAAAGUGGGAGUCCGUGAAGAGCCACCCUCACCCACCCCCAGCCUAUAGGACGUGAGGGACGCACAUCGAUCUUGAAACGCAGCGCACUGUUCCAAUUUGCGAGCUCACGAAGUACAUCCAGGUUUGAAGCAAACUGAAUCAGCGCUGCAAACAGGAACUCGGCGAGUUCAGAAGCAACACUUCGGACGCUGAAACUCCACCGCCAUUGACGGCGCUCGCUCGCUCGCUUCCAGUCCUCCACAGAGAGGGCGGGAAUUUCAGGCCAGGGCAGCAGAUCGCCGAGCUGCCCACCAGGCCAAACAAACUGAUCGCCGAUUUCAAGCUCGGGGAUUCCAAGAAAAAGCCGCUUCCCACAGCCUCGCGCUGGAGUGGAGCUAUUGGGGCGCGUUUCGGCGGAAAGCGUGGCUGAACAAACAAAAAAAAAGAUUUUUUUUUUCAUUUUUUUCAUAUCGAGUCCACCCGACUCCACUUUCGUCGCCGAGCGCGUUUUUUCUGGCGGCUCUGGAUGGCAGUACCUAACGGAAAACGUGUAUGUUGCUCCGGAAACCCCGUCCCGCGUCGCUCGCCUGUCGCUGUGCCCGGCUGCCUGCUGCCCCGGCUGUAGCCGCCGAGCGCUUCUCCGGCUGGGGCCGCGGGAGCCGCAUGCGGGAGCCCGGCGCCGAACUAGGAGGAGUCGGGGUCGGGGAGGAGUGACUGGACGGGAGCGCGGAGGAAGGGGCUGUUUCGGCGCCGCCGGCGAUCUCCUUCGGCGGCAGGAUGGCCAGCGAGCCGGUGAUCCUGAACGUGUACGACAUGUAUUGGAUCAAUGAAUUUACUGCUUCUUUGGGAAUUGGCGUCUUUCACUCAGGAAUAGAAGUCUAUGGCAGAGAAUUCGCCUACGGCGGCCACCCCUACCCGUUUUCAGGGAUAUUUGAAAUCACUCCUGGGGAUGCGACGGAUCUCGGAGACACUUUCAAAUUCAAAGAAGCCAUUGUGCUGGGGAGCACCGACUUCACGGAGGAUGACAUUGAGAAGAUUGUGGAAGAGCUGGGGAAAGAGUACAAGGGCAACGCCUACCACCUCAUGCACAAGAACUGUAACCACUUCUCCUCGGCUCUCUCGGAGAUCCUGUGCGGCAGGGAGAUCCCGCGCUGGGUGAACCGGCUGGCCUACUUCAGCUCCUGCAUCCCCUUCCUGCAGAGCUGCCUGCCCAAGGAGUGGCUCACGCCCGCCGCCCUGCAGACCAGCGUCAGCCAGGAGCUCCAGGGGGAGCUGGAGGAGGCGGAGGGCGUCGCCGGCGCCGCGGCCCGCCCCUCGCCCUCCAUCACCCAGGUUCAGCUGAAGAGGUCUUGUUCUGCAGAUGGCUCUGUGGGGACCAAGGCGCACCGCCAACACACUUGUCCCGAGGCCUGUCUCCUGGCCAGCUCCUCCUCUUCCAUCGCGAACGGAGAGAGUGUAGCGGAUGGCAGCAGGGGGACGGGACUGAGUCUCCUCUGA
This is a messenger RNA of Lepisosteus oculatus (spotted gar), 1717 nucleotides long. NCBI's taxonomy places the organism in Eukaryota, Metazoa, Chordata, Actinopteri, Semionotiformes, Lepisosteidae. The record is from RefSeq and is a predicted model, not a curated record.